Messenger RNA from Phalaenopsis equestris, 775 nucleotides. RefSeq names its product auxin-responsive protein IAA31-like. The transcript is spliced from 4 exons. Lineage: Eukaryota; Viridiplantae; Streptophyta; Magnoliopsida; Asparagales; Orchidaceae. Bases 38 to 574 code for a protein of 178 amino acids. The record is from RefSeq and is a predicted model, not a curated record. Gene Ontology annotation, cellular component: nucleus. Gene Ontology annotation, biological process: regulation of DNA-templated transcription. Gene Ontology annotation, molecular function: protein binding.
UCUUCGUUAUUCUCUGUGAGAAGAAAUAUUUCUCACCAUGGAAACCGAAGCCAAAUCACCAUCUUCUUCCUCAGACAGCUCCAGCACCCAUCCUUCUGCUCCUCCUCCCUCUAACAACACAGAAGAUUAUAAAAUCACAGAGCUAAGCCUCGCCCUUCAUAUCUCAAAUCCGACCUCUGAUCUGCAGCAGAACAAUUUCCGCACCCAAAGAGAGCAAUAUCCACCAGCGAACUGGCCGCCAAUAAAAAAUAUCAUGUCAGCUGCAGUAAAACAGAGGAAAAAAUUGCAGAAAACCCCCUCAUUUUUCAUCAAAGUAUAUAUGGAUGGGAUUCCGAUUGGCAGAAAAAUAGAUUUAUAUGCUGUUGAUGGAUAUAAUGGAUUGACAGAGCAGAUUUCCAAUAUGUUUGCUGCUCUCAUUCUCUCAUCUGAUCUUGGUGGAAUAGUUUCAGAAAAGAGUUAUGUGCUCACUUAUGAGGAUCAUGAAGGUGAUUGGAUGAUGGUGGGGGAUGUUCCUUGGGAAGAUUUCUUGAUAACAGUGAAGAGACUUAAGGUUGCAAGUGCUGAUAAAUGCUAAGAAAUAUGAUAAAAAGGGUGCCUUUUUGCUUAAUUUUUGUGAGAUUAGUGCUAAAGUUAUUAAAUUAAUUACCUGUAUUUAGUGAGAAACUAUGAGUGUGAGCUUUGAUUAGGAGAAGCAGGCAGUGGAGGUUAACUUCAUUGAAUAAUGGAGUCCUUUUCUGAAAUAUCUGAAUGGCUUUAAAAUUCACAAUGAGGGAAG